Messenger RNA from Acanthamoeba castellanii str. Neff, 2544 nucleotides. RefSeq names its product alpha/beta hydrolase fold domain containing protein. NCBI's taxonomy places the organism in Eukaryota, Discosea, Longamoebia, Acanthamoebidae. The record is from RefSeq and is a predicted model, not a curated record. The coding region runs from base 1 to 2544 and encodes 847 amino acids. Gene Ontology annotation, molecular function: hydrolase activity. The transcript is spliced from 7 exons.
AUGCGGUUUGGCAAACACAAGAAGGUGAAGAAGAAGGAAGUCGCGGCGAACAGCGCAGGUGACGAGAAGGACCGGGCGCGAGCGGCGAUGGAGGCGCAGUACAAGCGGAAGCCCAAACCGUUCUACUUUCGCAAGAACGCCCUGCUGGCCUCGUGCGCCGUCAAAUCCCUCUUCCUCCUGCCCCGACGCUUCAAGCGGGGACCCAUCUACCCGUCCUACACCAAGCGCCUCGAGGUGUAUUACCGGUCCGUGAUGAAAGUGGCCGACCACCACUACCUGCUGAGCUGGGAAGACCUCAGGAAUUUGUACCCGGUACCGCGCACGCCCAAGGACUCCUACCUGCGCAAGGUCACGCUGCCGUGCGGCCUGCGCGGCGAGUUCGUGUGCUGGGUGCCCAAGCGUGAGGCGCGCGAGAUCCGGAAGCGCGAGGAGGAGUACGAGCGCCUCAAGGCCCGCCACGAGAAGGAGGGCGCCGAGCUGCCCGAGGAGUCGCCCUACUUCCGCAACAAGCCCACCAUCAUGUUUCUCCACGGCGGCGGCUUCUGCAUCGGGACGGUGCCGUCGUACAGGGCGUGGUGUUGGAAGCUGAGCAAGCUGCUGGGCGGGAUGCAGUUCUUCCUCCCCGACUACACGCUGUCGCCCGAGGUCACCUUCCCCGUGGCCCUCCAGCAAUGCUGGAAAGCCUACCUCUGGAUUCUCAACCCCAAGGGUGGCGGCAUUCCUGCGGACCGUUUGAUUCUUGCGGGCGACAGCGCGGGCGGCAACCUGACGCUGUCGCUGCUCUACGUGAUCCGUCAGGUGCGCCUCGAGAAGGAGCGCAGCGAGCUUCAGAAGCACCGCGAGCGCCGCCUCAGCCUCAGCGCCAGCGGAGGCGGCUCUUUCACGACGCGCAGUGUCGACAAUCAGCAACAUCAGCAGCAGAGGGAGUGGGAGAAGGGGCCGGUUGAGCGGUGGAUCGAGAAGGAGCGCGAGCGCGAGGAGGUGGUCACGAGCGAGGCCGUGGAGAAGGUGCUCCAGACGCGCCGACAGCAGCAAAAAUCCAAAGAAAGCGGCGAUUCCGGAGACGACGACGCGGCCGAGGCCGACAAGACCAGCGAGCAGCGGUGGCCGGCGAGCGACAUGACAGAGAGCCAGCACCGCGCGUGGGAGCGGCGCACGCUCGCCUCCGACGACAAGUUCAUGAGCAAGCACCAGCUGCCCUUCGAGCUCGCCGACGACGAACGCGACGUCUUCCCGCCCACGCCCCUCGCCGCCGUCCUCCUCUCUCCCUGGGUCGACCUCAGGUCGUACCCGCAGCCCGAGAAGUUCCGGCCGUACCACAUCGGCCUGCGCUUCGUGCAGGGCUACCUCAACCUGCAGCCGUCGGACUAUCCCUUCACCAAGAAGAAGGAGCGCCAGCUGCGCCGGCCGCUCCGGGGCGGCCUGCGCGCGCAGUCUCAGGAGAGGCACGCCACGCGCGAGAAGGACCGCGUGCGUCUCAAGUGGGUGAAGAAGCGGUGGGAGCGCAAGUACCUCAAGCAGAUCCUCUACGAGGAGCUGCGCCUGCGGCAGGUCGACCGCGACGAGCGCCGCCAGGCGCGCCGCCGGCACGAGUCGCUCGCCUCCCUGCGCGACGAGGAGCACGCCGCCGAGCGCGAGCGAUCGCGCACCGAUCUCCACGCUUCCGCCGCAGCCGACCGCGGCGUCGGCACGAGCGCCGGCGGCAACGGCGACGCCGAGCGAUGGCGCGGGCAGACGAUGGAGGAAGAGGAGGAGGAGAGGCGGCGGCGGCGAGGCGACGUGCAGGAGGAGCUGUCGGACGAGCGCGGGAAGGAGCGGAACAAGACGAGCAUUUACUCGCCCUACAUUUCGCCGGUCUACGGCGACCUGCUGGGCCUGCCGCCGCUGCUCAUCACCGGCGGCGACGUGGAGCCCCUGUGGGAGGACAUCCGCACCAUCCACCACAAGGCCGUCGAACAGGGCGUUGAGGCUGAGCUGUAUGUGGGCCACCACAUGAACCACGACUUCCAGUUCUUCUUCAACGUGAUGCCCCACCCGGAGGUGCAGCGGUUCUUCACCCACGUCAAGGACUGGCUCGAGCAGCGCAUGAACAUCCGCCGGGCGCACGAGGCCGACCUCGUGCGACGGCACAGCCUCGUCACCUCCGCCACCACCUCCACCACUCCCGGCGCCGGGCCUCACACCCAGCCCAGCCCCGACCACGCCCGGGCCGCCACUGACCCCGUCGACAUGUCACCGCCGCCAUCGCCUGCGAUGAAGGAGGCGGAGCCGGCGGGGGCCAGACUGGUCGAUGAGCAGCUGACGAGGCGGCCGACUGCCGAGGAGCCAACGUACGCCGCGAAGGAUGUGACGACCACGACCACGACCACUCCAAAGAAGAAGAAGAAGAAGAUGGCGACGACGACAACAGGCGAAGGCGAGGUCAAGGUGACAGUUCUCCCGGGGAAGCCGCCCGUGGGCUUGUUCGGCCCGGAACCGCUGGAUGACGAGGAGGAGGACCUGGAGGCCCUCUACGCCGUGCGCACGCCGCCCUAUCCCGUCUAG